GACAAGAAGCUUUGAGAGACACGGGUGCACCAAGACGUUAGCUGUUUAUAGCGGUGAGUAGCUUAACACACAGCUCUGGCCAGUAACGUAGAAGUAAGGAAAAUACGAAUGGAGUUACGAGCCUUAACCAACCAACAAACAAUAGGCAAGGACAGUACGAACAGGAAUCUCACACAACACCCAAGACAGGCAAGUGACUCACUGAUCCCCGCAAUUGUUAAGGAGAAGGAAGGAAGGAAGGAAGGAAGGGAGAAGAACCUGUCUGUCAGCCGGAGGGAAGGAGGGGCUGCCUAAGGCUCCCCUUCCACCUCCCCACCAGCAGGAGUGAUGAAUCCCGGCAGCCUCUUCACCAUCAUUACCAACAGCACACUUCUAGCCACCAGACUUCUCUCCAGCCCCUCUGAUGAGAUGCUCACGUUCUCGAGGACUCAAUACUGUGUGGACAUCCCUGAGUCCUCGCCGCUCGCCUCCACCGUCAUCCACGCCUCCGCCAUCCACCACCCCGCCCACCAAGACACCGUGCGUUACUCCAUACCUGAGGGGAACCAGGACGGGGUGUUCACCAUCCACCGCCACUCAGGCCUUGUGUCCCUCGCCGCUCCCCUUGACUAUGAGAACAAGAAGACGCACGAGUUAGUGGUGGCGGCGGAGUGCGCGGGCGUGGCAGCGCGGGCAACGGUGGUAGUGAGAGUGAGGGAUGCCAACGACCACGCACCUGUCUUCCCCCGUCCCGCGCCGCGCCUUACCCUGGUGGAGGAGGACGACCGCGACCUGCCCACGCCCCUGCUGCAGCUUGAGGCGGUGGACAAGGACGAGUGUGACAGAGGGAGGCUGCUGUACAAUGUGGCGGGUGACGGCGUGGACGGCCUGCCCCCUCGUGACGCCUUUCUUCAGCGUGGACCCCCGCAGCGGCAUCCUACUGCAGCUCAGGGCGCUGGACAGAGACCCGCCUGAGGGAAGAAGCCAGUGGAGAGUCAAGGUUCAGGUAAGGGACGGCCAGGUGAAAGAGGAGACACCACCAUCAGCACAACCACAGCUACCACAAGGCAACGAACAACACCAACGAACACAACAGUCUAAAUCACCAGGAAGUCACCAAAGAGAAGAAAAGGACGAAGAGAAGAUUGAAAAUACCCAUCUGUCUCACGCCCAGAACCACACACAAGCACUUCCUAACAAGUCGCGAAACAGGAACCAGAGUGAAAGUAACAGAAACUAGAGAACCAAGUCACAAUUCAAACACGGACGCUUCCUGUGAAAGACCUUUGUACACUGACGCAGGGACAGUGACGGAGAAUGAAGGUAGCGGUGACAAUGAUGGUAAUGGUGAUGCUGCUGAGGGUACCUAUGUGCUGGGCUGUGCUGGAGGAGGGGAGGUGCACGUGGCGGAGGCUGUGGUGGUGAUAGAGGUGAGGGACAUCAAUGACAACGCCCCCGUGUUUCCCGCUUCACACCACGUACGGACAGGUGCUGGAGAAACGGCCCGACAGGUUUACAAGUGGCCCAGGUCUUCGCUACUGACCUGGACGAUCCCAAGACGCGGAACGCCAAAGUGAGGUAUUUCAUCGAGAAGAAUGUGAUAGAGGAGAGCUCCGGUCAGGCGCUCUUUGCCGUGGACGAGGCAACG
Messenger RNA from Scylla paramamosain (green mud crab), 1627 nucleotides. Its product is annotated as putative neural-cadherin 2. The transcript is spliced from 8 exons. Gene Ontology annotation, molecular function: calcium ion binding. Gene Ontology annotation, cellular component: cell-cell junction; plasma membrane. The record is from RefSeq and is a predicted model, not a curated record. Bases 328 to 954 code for a protein of 208 amino acids. NCBI's taxonomy places the organism in Eukaryota, Metazoa, Arthropoda, Malacostraca, Decapoda, Portunidae. Gene Ontology annotation, biological process: homophilic cell-cell adhesion.